Molecule: messenger RNA, 645 nt
Organism: Penicillium antarcticum
Lineage: Eukaryota; Fungi; Ascomycota; Eurotiomycetes; Eurotiales; Aspergillaceae
Product: peroxiredoxin-like family protein
Exons: 1
Coding region: 1-645 (214 amino acids)
Biological process (GO): cell redox homeostasis; cellular response to oxidative stress
Cellular component (GO): cytoplasm
Molecular function (GO): thioredoxin peroxidase activity
Source: RefSeq, a predicted model, not a curated record
AUGGCCCUCACCAAAGAAUUGUCCACCACCUACAACCAGUUUCUUGAAACUGCCCCGGAGGAAGUGUCUUCCAUCAUAACGGAUGCAGUAGGCAACUUCAAGAACAUCUACGACCCUGCGAGAGCGAUCCAGCCCGGGGGUGCCUUUCCGCAGUUCCAAUUGAGCGGUGCGACUGGCAACAAAGUGUCGCUGAAUGAUCUCCUGGCUAAAGGACCCAUCCUGGUUUCUUUCUACCGGGGUGAGUGGUGUCCCUUCUGCAACCUCGAGCUGCGUGCGCUCCAAGCCCACCUAGACGACUUUGGCAAGAGAGGCGUUACUCUAGUCGCGAUAUCCCCGGAGCUACCUGAUCAAUCGCUGUCCACGUCCGAGAAAUUGUCGUUGAAAUUCCCCGUACUUUCAGACGUCAACAAUGAGCUGGCAAAGCAGCUAGGCAUCUUGUUCGCUCAGCCCGAACCUAUGCGAACUGUUUUUGGCAAGUUUGGCGUGGACUGGAACAAGCGUUACGGCAACGACCAGUUGGAGGUUCCAGUUCCUGCAACUUUCCUGGUCGACAAGACGGGAACUGUGCGCAAUUCCUUCGUGAAUCCUGAAUAUCAGCACCGAUUGGACCCUGAGACUGCACUCCAAUGGGUUGAUCAGCUUUGA